Messenger RNA from Chiloscyllium plagiosum (whitespotted bambooshark), 5887 nucleotides. The record is from RefSeq and is a predicted model, not a curated record. NCBI's taxonomy places the organism in Eukaryota, Metazoa, Chordata, Chondrichthyes, Orectolobiformes, Hemiscylliidae.
GGUGACAAAUUCUGGCUGUUCAAUGAAGCGAUGUUGGAGCCAGGGUACCCUCGUCAUCUGAUGGAACUUGGUGCUGGAAUGCCUCAUGACAGGAUUGAUGCAGCUAUUUGGUGGGAAAUCACUGGUCAGACAUACUUCUUCAGAGGUGACAGAUACUGGCGCUUCAGUGAAGAGAGGAGAGCAGUAGAUAAUGGCUAUCCAAAGCCUAUCAGUGUUUGGAAAGGAGUCCCACCUUCACCAAAGGGGGCCUUCCUUACUGAUGAUGGAGCUUACACGCAUUUUUACAAAGGUACCAAAUACUGGAAGUUUAAUAACCAGUUGCUGAGAACAGAACCUGGUUAUCCAAAAUCCAUUCUUCGUGACUGGAUGGGAUGCCAUCAGGAUGUUGAACCUGGUUUUGAUGAAAAGGAGCCUAAUUUUGAUAUUGAUGAUUUUGAUGAUGCUAAUGAUAUUGAUGAUGAGGAUGAUGAAGAAGAUGAGACAACGGAAGAGAAGGAAAAAGAGAGAGAAGAAGAGGUGGAUAUCCAUAUUAACAUCCCCGUAGAUGACUAUACCAGAACAAUGAAUAUAGUAAUUGUCAUUGUUCCACUAAUUCUGCUGCUCUGCAUUUUGGGAUUGAUCUAUGCCAUACUCCAGCUGCAGAAGAAAGGCACACCAAGACUCCUGCUGUACUGUAAACGGUCAAUGCAGGAAUGGGUUUGACUCUCUCAUUGAUGCUGUUACUAGAUGGCUCGCAGUUGGGUCACAGUCAUUGAGUCCAGGUGACAUUACUUCUCAAUUUUGUUGUUUUAUUUUAUACAGUCCUGCUCAAUGAUGUUAAAUAAGGCAUUAACAUAAGAAACAUAGAGAAUUUGGGGUAUUUUGAGAUGGUGCCAGUAUUAUCGGGUUAAAAGAAUUUGUGAUGUGGUUCCAAGGAAUGCUUUCCAUUGCUCUUUAUCUCCAAACCCUUAAAUUGUGCUGAGUGGGAUGGUACAAAGGUUUGAAGCCUGGCCUGAGAAGGCUUCCAAGAGGAGUUUCACUGGCUAGAAAUGAUGAACUACAAGGCUUGAAAUAACUAAUACCAUAUGUGCACAUUAUUCAUUAGGAUUAAUUCAUAAAUAUUUUUUAUCUAAUCCCAUUGCUUUAGUCCUCUGAAAAAAUCGCCACUCCUUAACUGAAAGAAGAUUUUCUGAAUAUUGGCUAGGAUCAUCAUGAUUUGGUGAUGGGACAACUGCUGAUAACUACAGUGAGUCUUAGAAAAAUCAUACAUUCAUUGGAGCAGGUACAAAAAAAUUGCCUUGUUUCUUCAUACCUUAGACUUAUUGCAGUUACACUAAUUACAUUCAGUGAGCUUCAAUAAUACAGCUGUGUAAUUGGGAGAUAUCUGCUAUUCCAUUGUAUCUUUGUAAGUUACUUACUGUAACUUACUACAAACACUUGGAAAUUGCCAUUUACUCUCCUAUUACUUGGGCCUAGCUGAUUCAAUGGGAUGUCCUGUCAACAUUAUGAUUCUAAUGUGGUCACACUUGUUCUACGUACUGAAGGUCAUUUCAACUCACUUUAGUAGAGGACCAAAGAACUUUAUCAAUUUGUUUUUAAAGCUUUGCACUUGUGCCUUUCCGAUAGGUUUGGUUGUUGCUGCCAUAAAAGCAUCACAAAAAUAGUUUACCAGAAGUCCUGGCUUACCUUCUUAGGCUGAAAGCAGGGUCUCCUUGACAGUAACCUUACUCUGGGCUGGAAUCUAGAGGCUGAUGCCUGCUGAUUGCAGAUUUCUUUCUCCUGGCCGAAAACUAAAACCUGCUGAUUACAGUCAUUCUUAUCAAGCUAGAUCAAGAUAGAGUUCUAACUGGAUAGAGGUAACUGUUAAAAAUUCCCAUUAUGGAUCAUUUAUAUUCUGAAAGCUAUAGAAUAUAUUGUACAUAAAGAGUGAUGAUAUCCUUGUUAGCACUUCGAAUCUAUUAAACAACCUGUCCCUGGAUUGGAGUUAGAAUUGUAAUUGAAUGGAGAUAGUCAAUUAGUGGAGGAAAUUGCAUGAGGAUAAUUUGACAUCAAAUGGCUUUGAUUUAAGAAGAAUGUUGUAUGUCAGCAUGUAAUGGAUGUCUAAAGUAUGGGGUCAUCACUUUUUGCCAAGUACAUAAUUCAACUUUGGAAGAAUUCACAUUUGCAGCCUUUAGUUUAACAAAUGCUAGAAGAUCGUCAAGGUUGCCCUCAAAUACAGCAAAACAUAACUUUCACUUUUAACUUUUUAUGAACUGCAGGAAGUUUUAUGAUGUGUUAUUUCUUCAUUAUUUAUCCAUAAUUCCCUCAAUGAGAGGGAAUUGAUUGCACCACCUGAUGGAGACCCCUAAUGAAAUUAUGGAGAAGCAUGGGGUCAGGUUAGGCGUAUCAUUAACAGAAUCAAACUCUACCUCUUCUUCUCCUCCAAAGACUAUUGAUACAAUUUCUAUCUGCCAGUCCAGUAGAAAGAGUUGGGUGGUCUAAAUGUUCCUCCACUAGUAUUUCAGUAAAUCUGAAAUCUUUUCAGCAGCUGAUGAUUCCCAAAUGUCCAUUAAUCUCUGUAAUUGCACAUCAGUCUAAAUGAGACUCUAUAGAACUUUGUCGCAUUUCUCAUUCUCAGUUAUUAAGACUACCUCUACAUUGCUACACCUCUUCCACCUUCACCUCAUGUUCUUGUUUCCAUCUUGAACUUAUUCAGAACUCUAUGGUUCUCAUCCUGCACGCAAAAAUUCUUCAGUUGCAUCAUUCCAGUCUUUUCUAAACUCUGUUGGUUUACUACACUCCAAGAAUACUGACUUCAAGAUUCUAAUGCUUUACCUGGAAUCCAUAGCUCCCUCCCACAUUUCCUCCAUCCAUUUACCCAAACACAGUUAACUCCAACUUCUUGUUUUCUGUGACUUUAAAUACAUUGGGCACACUUUCAGCUGUGAUGCUCUCUGCCUGUUCUCCUACUACCUCUUGUUUUGCCUUCCAAACCUCUGAAACACAUACUGUUUUAUUGUGCACUUUCUCUUAGAUACAUUUCAUCUUUCCUUUCUACUGUUCACAUUUUCCAAUGUCAAACACUUGUAUUUUUUUCUUUUCAUGAGGAUCAUUAAAAAAUGUAAUUAAUUGUUGUGUUAACUAGACUUCCAGAAGGUUUUGAUAGAGUGAUGUCCAAGAAUCUGGAACAAAUUGAUGAAAGUUAAUGUAAAACCUGGAAAUGGUUAAGAAAGUGAUUGGUGGUUAGGAAGCAGCAUUCACUUGUUGACUUUUAUUGAGUACACCAGUGGGGUGGAUAGUGGACAGAAAAAUUACUGUGCUGUAUAGCCAAUAAGUUCUGUACGGGAAUUCCUUUUGUUUCAAGUAAGCCACAGCACUUUGGCUGUCGAAAUCUAAAAGUUAAUACAUCAAAAAUGAAAAAAACUCCUAAAUCAGGUGGUGCAAUCAAUAUUAGUGAGGUAGUCAAGAAACUAAAGAAUGAGUUAGUUAUAUCUUUAAGUGGUAAUAGGAGUAAUGGUAAAUGUAAAUUAUUGCACAUCAGAAGGGAAAUGAUUGAUAAACCAUGAAUUAUUUUGGCACACAUGAGGGUAAAACCAGAAGAAACUUAUGGUUGUCUCUCAAGUUGACAUUUGAAGUUAAAUAAUAUUAGAGCAGUUGCAAGUUUGAGCUACAUACAGCAUACAUAAGUUUGAAAAAAGAAUUAAUCUAUUAAACGCUAGUGUUUCUUAAAAAGACAUUUGAGUCCCCUCGGUGGUGCAUAGAAGAUUCUUGAAGCAUGUAGCCUAAUGCUGGAGAAAUAUAGUUAUAAGGGAACCCUAUAGAAACAUUAUUUCUUCCACCAUGACAGGAAAUGACUGAACGGUUAGCUUAAGGACAAUAUAGAAUGAUAAAGUUUGGAUCUUUACCAAGUUAGACUUACAAAAGGGAAACAAUACACAGAUGCAAUCUAUCGAAUGGUAAAUUUAGGUCUAAUGUCUGAAAGUUCUUUUGUAGAAUAAUCAAUAUUUGAAAUAGAUUUCUAGGCAAGGCAGCCAAAAAUUUGAAAUCAUUAAGAGACAAUUGAAAGACGUGAUUAGGAUUGCAGAUAUUCCUGUAUGCACUUCUGUAAUGUUUCUGGAAUCCCACAUUUCAAUUCUGAGCCAGCCAGUCACAUGUUGCAUUUUGUCAUAAGAUGUAGGGAGACCAAAGGAAGAUUUAUUAUUUCUUGGAUAAUGACCCGAAGCUGUGGAUUUUUACAGGAUCACAGCUUAUGUUUGAGGGUUGUUCAGACUGUCCACUCAAAACUUUGAUUGUCUGAUCCAAAGCAAAUGGGUGGCAAUUCUGAGCAGGACAUAAUGAGAUCACACUGGGUCUGUAUUUCACACUGCACAUUACUUUAAGUAUUUAUAAAAGGUGGGAACAUCUAACAGCCUUUCUCUUCAUUCUAACCUAAUUGUUACAGGUUGCAGUUUAAAGUUUAAAACUUUCAGGAUCACAGCUUAAAUGCUCAAUUAGAAUCAGAAUUAUUUUUUGAAGGGUAGCUCUUUAAUCAGUCCAUAAUGAUGUUGUGAUUUCAAGGUAUCUUGUGAAAUUGGUGCUACUUUCUAGUAAUGGGAAGGUAUUCAACAGUGACUUCAUCAGGGUAUCACAAUGUGAUCUGGGCAGCUAACAGUGUAUAUUGUACAUAGUACAACCAGGCAGUCACAUAUUAGAUUUGUAUUGCGGGUAUUUACAAAACAAUAAUAACAAAUUAAAUAUGGGAGCAUUACCACUGAACUGUUUUUGUUGUCCGAUACUGGCUUCUGCACUUGUGUAAAUCAGCCACUACAGUGAUGGUAUCCAAACAUUGCUAAGCUGCAAUAAUGACUAUCACUUAACGUUCCUAAAAAUCAUGCAGUUUUGAAACAAAUGUUAUACAUAUGGUUAUACUUUAGCUUCAUGUAUUUAGAGUUUCUGAUGUUCAUUUUUAAAUCGGUUCAUGCUGGGCGUGUGUUAAAAUUAAAUGCCACAAAUGAAACUCUCCGCUUUUGCAAUGACUAGUCAGUUGAUCCUUUCACAUUUUGUGAGAAUGCAAAGUGACACAACGUGUAUCUGCACAUCCAUAACACCUGAAUAAGAAAUCAUUCUUAUCUAUAAUAAAAUGUUUGGACAAUAAAUUGCAAUUGUGGUUCACAGCAAAAUAAGUAUCCAGAAACAGGAUUGUGUCGUUUCUGAUCUGAAAUUUAAAAUCUUACACAUUUCAUAGAACAGCAUGCCAUAAAGCAAGGCAUAAAACAAUUGAUAUUCACGAUUUGCCCAUAAUGAUUUCUGCUCUGUUACAAAUAGAAUACUUUCAUAUACUUUUCAGGCUAAAAUUGGCACAGGAAAUAUAACUACUCAGAAGUAAGAUAAUACAGUGAAUUAAUUGCAAUGCACUACUUGACUUACACAAAAUGUCAAAUUGUUCAAAAAAUUAUAAGUCCUGUAUAGUUUUUCAGAAUCUUUCAGUUUAGUUUUUGAUAAUUUUGUUUGCUUAAAAAUUAAACGUACAGGGCACUAAAGUACAGAGAGGCUCCACUGUGCCAUCUUUAUUUCCAGAUCAGGAAAUCUCAACUUUUGCUACUGAAGUCCAACUCUUAUGUUAUAAGAAAAUAAAUGGACAUCUUGUAACUCAACACAAGUAUUUAUGUGUAUGAAAAUGAGUUAAUAAUUAAGUGUUUAAGUAAGUUUCUUACUCUUGUUUUACUUACUUAAUAUGAACGGAAGAUUGACUGCAAAAUGUCCAGUGGAGCACUGGGAGAGGAUUGCAUUGAAUGAAGUUAGAAACUAAAGAUAAGUGAAAAAUGAACCAAGAUAUCCUGUCAACAAGGUGAAGCCAUCUCUCACCCAGUCAUUAAGUGCACUUAUUACACAGAUGAUUUUAAAAAUGAUUUUGUAUUAAAUGCAAUUUUAUAUAUUUACUACCAUCUAG